Molecule: messenger RNA, 4039 nt
Organism: Anolis carolinensis (green anole)
Lineage: Eukaryota; Metazoa; Chordata; Lepidosauria; Squamata; Anolidae
Gene: cped1
Product: cadherin like and PC-esterase domain containing 1
Exons: 24
Coding region: 520-3660 (1046 amino acids)
Source: RefSeq, a predicted model, not a curated record
UGUAACCCGAUCCCAUAUUUAGUUCCUGUGUAGUUUGGAAGAGUAGAGCAUGGGAAGGGGAAAGGACAUUGUUUCUGCGAUCCAGCCCAGCUUCCAGCCUGUGAGCCUUUUCAGAACUUGGUAAACUUAACCCCACCCCUCAGGGCUGUCCUGCUUUUUAUUUGUAUGUCUGUGGUCCAACUGAGUUCAGAUGGAGUGUUGUGUGCGUGUGCGAAGAUGAGCCGGAGUCAUGAGGCUGGGCUGCUCCAAGUGUUUUUAAUCAGCCCCUCUUCAGGAGAGGAUGGAAAACGUCUGACAGGGCGAGGAACGGAGCUGGAGACUGCUUCUGGAAGAACCGUUCAUCCCAGAGACCUGUGACUUUUUCCUAUGGAAGAACUCAGGUCCAGAAACCAUGAAGACGAUUUGAACAAUCUCUGGAAAAAAGCACACUUUAUUUUGUAUUUAAUGCUGAAGACAAGUAGCUGCACGGACUGCCCUUACGAUGUGGAAAUGGGACGAAAUUAGAAACUUACGGUGGCCAUGUCUUGCCGGCAAAUCCUGCCUGGAAGGAGAUGGUGUCGGCUUCGCCCAUUCCUGGUGGUGCUUGUGUUGGGUGCUUGCCUUUUUUAUCAAACUUUGACACCUUUAAAAACAAGGAGGUAUCUUUCACCAACUGGCAAUGGCGUUCUGAUAAACAAAGUGGUCGAAGUCCAACAAGGGACGUACAAAGAGGUCUCCAAAAGGCAGGUCCAAUGCUUCCUUCCUUCAAAUGACCUGCAAGCACAGAAGGAGAUUAAGGAUGCAAUUUUUAAAUAUUUUGGAAGCCAGACAAGAACAGGAAUACUUUACAUCCUCCCGUCCGGUAGUAAACAAGACUUAAAAUUAUAUCAACAUAUCCUUGCACAACACCAGUAUGAAGUUACAGUCCUUGAAGAUUCGAAACUGAGCAGAUAUGAAAUCCCCAAUCAAGAAUUAAGCUCUUGGGAUCUUUUGAUUUGCCUGUCUUCCAGAAAAGCUGACCAUGAAAAUUGCUUAAGCAUAAUGGAAUCGCAUCGACCAACGUUAUUGCAGAAGGCAAAUGCUCUCCCCUGGAUACAGCAUCUACUUUGCAAAAAGGAAGGAUUGUGCCAGAUAGAGAGAACAUUUCCAGGUUUACACCUUCCAAUUGCCCUCCCUGCUUGCCCAGAAUCAAAUAUCGUACCUCUUCAUACCGUGAAGCCCCAGGACAACUAUGAAGGGACACGUUUGACCCAAAUGUUUUAUCAGCCCAUCAAGAAGGCUCAGCAGCAUCAAAUACCAAUUGAAGUUGACAAUAAAGGAGCCUUUAAAAUCCAAGACCUUUCAGUCAUCAUCAAAGUAUAUGUCCUAGUGACAUCUCUAACACCUCUGAGAGCAUUCAUCCAUUCAACUGGUGUUGUGUUGUAUGCACCCAAAAAGAAGCACUUUUCAGUCAAGCUGCAAGCCUUUUUUGAGAACUUCUUCACCACCAGCUCCCCUCAGCAGGCUUUGGAUGACAUGAAAGACGCAAUAAGCAAACUCUUAUUAAUAACUGAGGUUUUCAGUGAAGCGGCUUCAUCUGGACCAAAGGCUUCCAGCCAAUGCAGUUCAUGCUUUCAGAUGCUAACCUUUGAUAUUGGGUUCAGCUCUUCUAUGCAUCCGGUUGUUCUUGAGGUACAUGAGCACUUUGACGUUCCAAUUGAUGAAGAUCCAACUUUUCAGGACCAAACUGUUAAAGAAAGUAUUCUCAGAGACACUUUUGGAAUUAUCAUAUCCAACCAGUCAUCUUCAACUGCUUUCUUCAAGGCUUUACAAAAUGUGUACCGAACAGCAGGGAUUAAGAAUAAACUUCAUCAGAAGGAACUGGGCCAUUGCUUAACUUUAGAAGAAUUAAAUCCAUUGAUCAAUUUUGCACAAGAGUUUCAAAAUCUAGGACAAUUUGAAGUGCUUUUCCCCUCUACUGCUCCCAAGAGCCAUUUUUUGCUGCAUGAGCUUUAUCGGAUGGCGAAUGUAGGAGAAAACCUUGACUCAGUCCUGACUGUUCACUGGCUGCUCUCAAAUUUACUUGAACAGUUGCAAGUCAUUAACAGAGUAGCACACACGAAUCAACUAGGAAGGCUGAACAAGAAUUUUGGUAAUGCAUCUUGGAUAAAAGCCAGAUGGUCAAGACUUAGAUCGUCUUAUUCAGAAAAAGAUAGCAUUAAAACAGAAGUUUAUUCUCCAGUCAGUGAAAAGCAUGAAGGUUUGCACUUUUUCAAUUUGGCUAAAGAAAUACAUUGCAGUCAUGAUAAAGAUACCCUACCUCAUAUCAAGCAGAUUUUUACUACUCCACAUUUGGACUUAAAUCCUGUGUUUGAUCCUAAGAUCAAAGAAUACUAUGCUGAAGUCCCAUUUGAUGUGGUGACAAUCAUGAUUAAGGCAGAACCAGUUCAUUGUCAGUGUGAAGUUCACUUGGAUGAGAAGAAUGGACCAAGUGCUGCAAAUUAUCCACUUGGACUUGGAAUAAACAGAGUAAAUAUUCUGGUAACAGAUGUGUCUCAGUCAGUUCAUGAGGUUGUCAGCAUCUACAGAAUCAUCGUUUUUCGAGAAGACCGUCCCAGUUUGCCACUAUUUGAUGACUUUAUGGUGUGUGGUUUUGUACAGGAUUGUGGUUUGAUAAUACAUCCCGAGGAACCCUGUGGUUUGAAGCCUAUCUCUGCUGAUUAUCUGUCAACUAUUUCACAGCCUCAGUUAAAAGCAUGUGAAGCAGGGGACAUAAAAGGGCAAUGGAUUGUGCCUUGUCUUAGUUGUUCUGACAACAGAACCUGUGACUGGAGACAAAUAACAUGGCAGCCACACAACUGUCAAUAUCCUGUCCUCAGCAAACCAGAACUGCAACAAUGUGUAGAGAACAAAAAGGUGCUUUUUAUUGGUGAUUCAACUAACAGAGGAAUGAUGUAUUACCUGAUAGAGAGAAUGAACAAGACCCUGCAAGAGUGGCAAAAAGCUCAUGAUGUGAAGUUCUAUGACAAUGUAAAUGAUCGGAGGACCUUUAUUAGUUACUCAUAUUACCCCCAGUUUUGGAUCAGUGUAAAUCAAAGACCAACAUUUGAAGAAGCUCUAGAGGAGCUGCUGCUCAGAUCGCAACCACUACGGAACACAGGCCAGACUAUAUUAGUUGUUGGUGGUGUCCAAUGGCUUAAUUUCAAUCAUUUACAUAUUAUUCAAAGAGUACUAAAGCGAGCAAAUCUAUCAAAUAUCCAGGUAGUGAUAAAAUCCUUGGGAAUGGGUUUUCACCUGCCAGUCGAUGGAGUGCACUAUCUAUCACCAAUGGAAGUGCAGAAUUUGUGGAAUGAAAAUCAAGCAAUUUUGACCACAGCAAAACGAUAUGGCUAUGAAGUGGUUGACACUUUUAUUAUUACUAUGGGACGGUACAAGGAAUUUUUGCAAGGGAAAUGUGGAUGCCAUUUCCAUGAGGUGGUAAAAUCCAAAACUUCUGAGGAAAGUUCUUCUAUGGCGAUGUCAUUUUCAAAGCCGUAUACUCUGGGCAAAUAUUUCAACAAGCAAAGCAAUCUGGUGAAACUCCAAGCCUACGCAUCCAAUUCUCAAUCCCCUUAUCAUGUGAGAGGUCCAAUCAACCAGGUUUAUUCAGAAAUACUCCUCAGCAGGAUCUGUGCAAAUGACAGGAAAGUUGCUGGAUUGUAAUUUUGUAUGGCUGAAUUGUCAAGCUCCAGACUCGGUGCUUUGCCCAUGUGGUGUUCCACAAGCCAUACCAGACUUAUUACACACUUCUCUGCGUAGCUGAACAGACCACCGGCGUAACACGAGGCAUGUGACAUGUUUCCACAAAGUCUUAUAAAAUCAAGAUGCAUCUCCAUGCAUCUGUGGUUUCAGAAUAAGAGACAGAGAAGAUGAGAAGGGGUGGUGGGGAGGAAUUACUUGAAAUCUUGCCAAAAAUGGAAUUGGUUUUAAGCUAAGCAAAUGCAAUAUGACAUGAUGAAAAAGAAAGAGCUUUUAUAUCUAUACAGCGAGAUAUUGUAUAUAUUUUGUAGAGACUGCUCAAAUAUAGGUACAGUUAAAGAAC